This is a messenger RNA of Oryzias latipes (Japanese medaka), 2160 nucleotides long. RefSeq names its product broad substrate specificity ATP-binding cassette transporter ABCG2-like. The record is from RefSeq and is a predicted model, not a curated record. Gene Ontology annotation, biological process: transmembrane transport. Gene Ontology annotation, molecular function: ABC-type transporter activity; riboflavin transmembrane transporter activity; efflux transmembrane transporter activity. Gene Ontology annotation, cellular component: plasma membrane. NCBI's taxonomy places the organism in Eukaryota, Metazoa, Chordata, Actinopteri, Beloniformes, Adrianichthyidae.
UAGCUGUGUAAGGUGAUGGAGAGAGCCGGCCAUGUUAACAUCGCAAUGAUGGAAGACAUCAGCACCGCAAGGAUGGGUCAGUCAGAAGUUGGUGCAGCCACGGACUGGAACCAGCAACCAUGUGGUUCUACCGUAAGCUUCCACAACGUCCACUACAAAGUGCAGCUAAAGAGCGGCCCUAUUUGCCAGAGAAAAAUGAACCCCAUGCAAAUACUAAUGGAUCUCAAUGGGAUUAUGAGACCUGGCUUGAAUGCUAUUCUUGGACCAACUGGAAGUGGAAAAUCUUCGUUCCUGGAUAUUUUAGCUGCAAGAAAAGAUCCCAUCGGUCUUUCAGGGGAGGUUCUUAUUGACGGAGCACCACAGCCUCCAAACUUUAAGUGUCUCUCUGGUUAUGUAGUCCAGGAAGACAUUGUGAUGGGCACCCUGACUGUGAGGGAGAACCUCAGGUUUUCUGCAGCACUGCGGCUCCCUGGCUCAGUCUCACAGAGGGAGAAGGAGGUGCGAGUCAACCACCUCCUCAAAGAACUGGGCCUCACCAAAGUGGCUGACUCCAAGGUGGGCACACAGAUGACUCGGGGGAUCUCAGGAGGUGAGAGGAAAAGAACAAGCAUUGGUAUGGAGUUGAUCAUUGAUCCUGCAGUCCUGUUUUUGGAUGAACCGACCACAGGCCUGGAUGCUAGCACAGCUAACUCUGUCCUCCUGCUGCUGAAAAGAAUGGCCAGCCAUGGAAGAACGAUAAUCAUGUCCAUCCAUCAACCUCGCUACUCCAUCUACAGACUCUUUGACUCUCUGACCCUAUUGGUCAGUGGGAAAAUGGUUUAUCACGGUCCAGCUCCAAAUGCGCUGGACUACUUUGCCAACAUAGGCUAUUCCUGUGAGCCUCACAACAACCCAGCUGACUUCUUCUUGGAUGUUAUCAAUGGAGACUUUACUGCUACAACCUCAACCAAAGGCCACAACUCUGAAGAGUUGGACUUUGAGAUGUGGAGCUCAGCCAGGAGGAACAUCAAGGAGCACUUGGUGGCGGAGUACAGGAGCAGCAGCUACUGCAGCGACACUCGUGCUGAGUUAAAGCGCAUCUCCCAGAAUAAGGAGUGUAAUUCACAAACCAAGUCUCGCAUCAUCACCUACAACAGUUCGUUUGCUCAGCAGCUGCGAUGGGUUCUUCAAAGAACCUUCCAGAACCUCAUGUUGAACCCCCAAACAUCUGUAGCUCAGCUGACCGUCAACAUCUUCCUGGCUUUCAUCGUUGGAGCCAUUUUCUUUGGAGUCAAGGAUGACCAGAGUGGCAUCCAGAAUAGGAUGGGUGCCCUCUUCUUCAUCACUACCAACCAGUGUUUCAGCACCGUGUCUGCAGCCGAGCUCUUCAUCUCUGAGAGGAAGCUGUUUGUGCACGAGUACAUCAGCGGCUACUACAGGGUAUCGGUCUACUUCCUGUCUAAGAUCCUGUCCGACAUCACCAUGCGCACCGUCACCUCACUGAUCUUCAGCCUCAUUGUCUAUUUUAUUAUUGGUCUGAAGUCAACAGUGGCAGCUUUUCUUAUCUUCACACUGACGGUGACUUUAGUGGCCUACACAGCCACCGCUAUGACCAUGGCCAUCUCUGCUGACCAGAGCGUGGUGGCGCUCGCCAACAUCCUCAUGACCAUCACCUUUGUCUUCAUGAUGAUCUUUUCUGGCCUGUUGGUGAACCUCCCCAGCAUCAUGGAUUGGCUCGCUUGGUUGAAGUACUUCAGCAUUCCCCGUUACGGUCUUGCAGCCUUGAAGAUCAACGAGUUUGUUGGGUUGAAGUUUUGUGAGGAGCAUAUCAUCCAGCUCGCCAACUCGUCAGCAGGAAUAAUCAACUGCACCGUGACGACGGCCGGUCAGACAUGUACCGGAGAGCAGUAUCUGGACUACCUGGGGAUAGAAUACAGCUCCUGGGGUCUGUGGGAGAAUCACGUGGCUUUGACUGUCAUGAUGGUCAUCUUCCUCAUCGUCGCAUAUUUGAAGCUCAGAUUCAUCCAGAAGUUCUCCUAAUAUUUGGAUUUGAGUUUUGGUUCCCUUCACGUUUCAAAGCAUGUUUAGAUUCAAAGUUAAAAAAAACAUUUAAGGUUCAAGAAUACACAGAAAUUCUGUUAAAACAUGGUUCUAAUGUUUAGAUCAUUUAUUUCGAUUUUG